ACAGCAUAUCAACAUUGCUGCUUCUACAGAAUCUUUUCCUAAUUGGAGAUCUAUACUGUCACCAACACGGCCUUUUGCAGAAACAAAGACUGCCUCAGCAGCUGACAUUUCUAUGGGACAGACUUUAGAGAACGCAAACCUGCUGCAGAUGAUAAGAACAACACUGUCGGGCACGCGCGCCAGAACUAUGGAUCAAACUAAUCUUUCACCCACUCUUUAUCAAGGCAGUGGRAAUAGUGCGUCCCAGGAACCCACCGAAGUUUCAGCUGAUUCACCUCUGAGAUCGUUGUCUCAAGAUGUGGAUGAACCAGCUGCUGUAUCAGUGUUUUCUGGAGUGUCUUCUGGUGCAAAUCCUACAGUAGGAACUUCAGAAGCAAAACAAUUAACAAGAAAAUCAUCUCCAGCCUCACUAGUGCCGGCUUCUUCCUUUUCUGUAGGCACUAAGAACCCACCUUUGCCAUCUGCGAUGGCUUUAAGCACUCCAGUACUGACGCUAACAAAAAAUGACACUACCACAAAAUUGGCCUCAAUUCUAAAGUCAGUAGCACCACAUACAGAUUUUCCUUUUGCAACACGAAACACAACUGCAUCACUCAUGGAGAUGACAGCUAUGCUUAUACCCCCUGAAAGUAGCCCAGUCACAGCUUUCACACUUGCAUCCACAGCACAUGCACCAAGGCAGAUAAAACCAACAGUAAUUGACACCCAGAUAUUCCCCCGCUCAGAAGUCACCAAAACGUCAACCCCCUAUCCGCUGACAAUUACAGCAGCUUUGACAUCUAUUACAGCACCCGCGAAAGCAACUAGGCUUCCCCCUACUCCCGUGGAAAGCACUUCUGCUCUUCCUGAAACAGCAGCAGCUCCUCUGGCGGGCGGGACAGCGGCGCCGUCCCUGGAAUGCCACCUCUCCGGGAACCAGAUGCUCAGAACAGUUCUGCUUCUGAACACGAGGAGGUUGCUGAUGAGCAGCUCCUUCAGGGAGAGUGUGACAAAAGGACUGAACCAAAUGUUGAGACAAGCCUUCAACCAAAACGUCAGCGCUCAGGUUGAAAUCCUGGAACAAUCAAAUAAUGUAACAGUGGGUUACUAUGUUACACGGGAGAAGCUGGUUUUCAUGCCAGCUGCAGUAACUGAAAGGCUUGCUGCUUAUGGCAUCAGCAAUGCCACAGCAGACAUAAAGCAGCACGUCCCAAGUCUCCAGUCUAUUGCUGUCCUGGCCUUGCCAUGGAAUCCCCUACCUGCAUACCACUUCCAGCUGAAAACUGAGCUGCAGUUUGUAGGACAGACAGACAAUAUACAGUCAUGCAAAUUUGUUCAGACCAUGGAGCAGCGAUUACAGAGGGCAUUUCAGGAUGCUGAAAGAAAGGUCUUAAAUACCAGCAACGACUUAACAGUUCAGAUUCUGAAUACUUCCAAUGUCUCCCAAGCUGUCACUCUGUUUUAUGUAGUCAGUAAUCAAAGUACAACUCUAAAUGGUACCAUUUCCAGCAACCUUCUUAAUCAGCUCUCGGCUGAACUGGUGGGAUUCUAUCUAACCUACCCGCCCCUCACCAUUGCAGAAUCUCUGGAGUAUCCAAAUCUUGAUGUCUCUGAGUCAACUAGAGACUACUGGGUGAUCACAGUUAUACAAGGGGUAGAUAUUACGCUGCUGGGACUGAACAACCAGAGCUUUGCAAGAUUAAUGGAGCAGCGCUUGGCCCCACUCUUCAUGAUGUCCCAUCAACAAGGAAGACGGUUUAAACGUGCCACUACAGUGGGCAGCUACACUGUGCAGAUGGUAAAAAUCCAGCGUAUUCCAGGACCCAAAGAGCCUGCUGAGCUGACGUACUACACUCUGUACAACGGGAAGCCUUUGCUGGGUACUGCAGCUGCCAAAAUACUGAGUACUGUUGACUCACAGCGAAUGGCCUUGACGCUCGGUUAUGUCAUUCAAGUUCAAGCUGAUCCUGUUGUGAAAAACCCACCAAACAACCUGUGGAUCAUUGCUGCAGUGCUUGCCCCCAUUGCUGUGGUUACAGUUAUCAUCAUCAUCAUUACGGCAGUUCUGUGCAGAAAAAACAAGAAUGACUUCAAACCUGACACCAUGAUGAACCUGCCUCAGAGAGCUAAGCCAGUGCAAGGCUUUGACUAUGCCAAGCAACAUUUAGGUCAGCAGGGAGCCGAAGAUGAGGUGUUACCUGUGACUCAAGAAACUGUCGUACUUCCACUUCCAGUUAGAGAUGCUCCUGCUUCCCAGGAGAGAGAAAUCACUCAAGAUGGGAGCACCAUUAAAACUGCCCAGUCCAAUGAAACAAGGAAAAGCCGGUCGCCGAGCCAGGACGGCUCCGUGGGCAGCAGCGCGUCGGGAAAGGCCAGCUCGGGCCCAAGCUCCCCGCACAAAGUAGCGGCCCCGCAGAGCGUCGCCAAGGACGAAGGCAGGAAGAGGAACGUGGCCCUAAGUGAUGAAGAGGAAGGAGGCAUUCUCUUUGAUAACAUUGCCAAAUCCACUCUUGAUCCCUUCGACACGUCCUCGGGGUCCGUGCAGCUGAUCGCUAUCAAGCCUGUGCCGCUGCCMGCAGUGCAUGUCGCGUCGGACAGAAGCCAGGAGUCUGCCAUCAUUAACGGAGAGGUGAAUAAAGCUUUGAAGCAGAAGUCUGAUAUAGAGCAUUACCGCAACAAGCUGCGCCUGAAAGCCAAGAGGAAGGGAUACUAUGAUUUCCCCCAGGCUGAUAACAGUAAAGGGCUGACAGAGAGAAAAAGGAUGUAUGAAAAAAACCCCAAAGAAAUUGACCACAUUUUGGAUCCGGAUACAGACAUUUCUCCAUUUGCUGAGCCUAAAAACAGGCAACAGAUGAAGAACUCUAUAUACAGAAGCAGGCAGUCUUUGAACAGCCCUAGCCCAGGAGAAACUGAGAUGGAUCUCCUAGUCACCCGAGAAAGACCGAGACGUGGAAUCCGCAACAGCGGAUAUGAUACAGAGCCUGAAAUGAUCGAAGAAACCAACGUGGACCGCGUGAGCGAGCCGCGGGGCUACGGCAGGGCCCGCCAGGCCAAGGGCCACUCGGAGACCUCCACUUUGAGUUCCCAGCCUUCCAUAGACGAGGUGCGGCAGCAGAUGCACAUGCUCUUGGAAGAGGCUUUCAGCCUGGCCUCCGCGGGCCACGGCGGGCAGAGCCGGCAGGACGCAUAYGGCUCCGCGCCGCACUUGCCCUACUCCGAGGUGGUGACGAGCGCUCCUGGCACCAUGACCCGGCCGAGGGGAGGCGUGCAGUGGGUGCCAACCUACAGACCCGAAAUGUAUCAGUACAGCCUGCCCAGGCCGGCUUACAGAUUUUCUCAGCUUCCUGAGAUGGUGAUGGGUUCUCCUCCACCUCCUGUCCCUCCCAGAACAGGUCCUGUGGCUGUUGCCUCUCUCAGGAGGUCUACAUCGGAUAUUGGCAGCAAAGUCAGAAUACCCGAGUCCAGUGGGGUAGAUCAGGCCCAGCAUCAUGAUCAGGCAUCUUUUGCCCCUGGUUCAAGAGCUCCAGUGUCUGUUGGUCCACUUGAUCAGUCAGCUUUUCACUCAGGAAAUACAGUGCCAGCAGUGUUUGCCAUCCCAGCAGCAAACCGACCUGGCUUUACAGGCUAUUUUAUCCCAACCCCACCCACAGCAUACAGGAGCCAAGCCUGGAUGCCCUACGCUGGAGAGAACGAAUUACCAGGGCAGUGGGCAGACUCGGUUCCCCUUCCUGGCUACAUCGAGGCCUACCCCAGGCCGCGCUACCAGCACAGCUCGCCGUCGCGGCUGCCUCGCCAGUACAGCCCGUCGGGCGCCAUGCACCCCAGCCUGGAGCAAGCGCCGCUGCCCUCCGGCGCCGCCUCGCAGCAGAGCCUCGCCGAGAACGACCCUGCCGACGCUCCCCUCACCAACAUUUCCACAGCUGCUCUCGUAAAGGCAAUAAGAGAGGAAGUUGCAAAGCUGGCCAAGAAGCAAACGGAUAUGUUUGAGUUCCAGGUCUAGUGUCUUUUGUGGCAGUGUCGUGACUCGUAGUAGCCAGGAAAGUGAGUCCUUCAAUUUGCAGUUACAAACUUACUGUGACUUGUGCCAAAGGGAUGGCAUUUUUCUCUUUCUGAAAAGUCAAUCCUAUGAAAGGAAGUWGAGCAGUGGAACUCUGAAGAUAAGUGUUGUGCUUGCCAGCUAAGGAAAUGCUGCCAGGUAACUGUUUAAUACUGAUGCAAUUGAUCAUAUGCAACUGGUUGUCACCAAGCUCUUGUGCCGUGGUGACCUAUCAUCACUUGAGAUGCUGCUGAGUAUGUCUGCGCCACACAGUGUUUCAUUUGCAGGCCCCAAAGGAGGACUGCUGAAAACAGCUUCUGCAUGUCAGUGCUCUGUUUCUUUCAUUAAAGAAGAGCAGAUGUUAGUACCGGGGAAGCUGGGGUGACGGUAGGUGUGGUAACGCUCAUAUUAAGUGUUUGCUGCAGGACUCUCUGUGAGGAUGCUGGUUUCAGCAACGCAAGACUCAUUCAGCCUUUCCAUUCCAGAGGCCACAUUCAAACCAACAGAAAUUGAGAUGAGUAAGUAAUAAUAAUAAUAAAUGUCUUGUAAAUAUCCCCACUUCUCCUCAUCCUAUUAACAGUACAAGGAAGUGAAAGAAGAGAAGACUGUGAAGAGGGUUCAUGAUAUUUCAAUAGUUGGUGGCUACCAUGUCCAUAAAUGCCACUGAUGAGUUACUGAGGAAGUAUUUUCAGUGGGAGAGAACACAAUACAUGAAGAAGUAGCAAAGAAAACUGGUGUAAACACUUCCAGAAGAAAAGAAAAAUGGUUAUUUGUGUUUGCCCUUUAUUCAGGCUUUUCGUUCUGAAUGCAUGCAAAGCUGGUGAACUUGAGACCUUUGAGCAAGUCUUUCCAACGUGGGAUAAUGAAUACACCUGCUCAUACAAGAAAUCCUCUGUUUAACACAGUGCUUUUUUCUCUUUCUUAAACAAUGAUAUCUAGUAAAGUGAUGCCAGAAAGUGCUAUGUGAAGCUGCAGUUGAUCUUGAUUGCACUGGACCAUGGAAGAGACCUCUAGCUCAUGCAGUUUGUGCAAUUUCUGAAUGUAGGGGAUGUCGCUGUUAUACUAACGUGUAAAUAAGUGAAUAGUUACAUGGAUUAACAAAAUUACUAAUGUUCUGUGAGAAAGAGAGUAUUUCCAGAAACUAUGUUGACUUUACACUAAGCAAGAUUAAGGUCAGAAACUCUUAAACUGCACUGUUGUAUGAAUCCAACCCAAAAAGAAAAUCUCAGCAACUAAAUGGGACAAUAAUUUAUCUUUUGCAGUUGAAGUAGUCAGAGAUGAUGAGAACUUGUUUUCAGUUCCUUCAGCAGUUAGCAUUGUGAACUGAAGUUGGUAUCAAAUACUUUGUGUUGGGCAUGUUCGAUGUCAGCUGGAGUUAAAGGUAAUGUCCUUCAUCAUAGUAAGUUACUUAUUUAGCACCAAUUGU
Nothoprocta perdicaria is the source of this 5441-nucleotide messenger RNA. RefSeq names its product KIAA1549 like. Lineage: Eukaryota; Metazoa; Chordata; Aves; Tinamiformes; Tinamidae. The record is from RefSeq and is a predicted model, not a curated record. The transcript has 20 exons. The coding region runs from base 113 to 3979 and encodes 1288 amino acids.